Messenger RNA from Penaeus monodon (black tiger shrimp), 998 nucleotides. RefSeq names its product estradiol 17-beta-dehydrogenase 8-like. Gene Ontology annotation, molecular function: oxidoreductase activity, acting on the CH-OH group of donors, NAD or NADP as acceptor. The transcript has 6 exons. Lineage: Eukaryota; Metazoa; Arthropoda; Malacostraca; Decapoda; Penaeidae. Bases 62 to 862 code for a protein of 266 amino acids. The record is from RefSeq and is a predicted model, not a curated record.
UACUAUAAAACGUCAACUUGCAAUUGCAAAGUCCUUUGUUUCAACUUCACCGCUCUUCACGAUGACUUCGGGAACCAACUUCCACGGGAUGAUAGCGAUGGUUACAGGAGGGGGCAGUGGCAUAGGCCGUGCAGUGUGCCAGAUCCUCGCCCGUGAUGGUGCAAGAGUUAGUGUUUGUGACGUCAACCUGCAGUCUGCUUUAGAGACCGUAGCCUCUCUGGAACACCAAGGCGACCAUGUUGCCUUCUAUAUGGACGUGACAGACAAGAACUCUGUAAGCAACGCGCUCAGUGCCACUCAGGAGAAGCUCAAAGGCACCCCGACUUUGCUAGUUAACAGUGCUGGCAUCGUUCGACGUACUCGCUUCCUAGAGAUGUCAGAAGAAACGUUUAUGGAGGUCGUCCACGUUAAUCUCAAGAUGCCAAAUAUAUACGAGACUACUAUGGUCUCCCUACAGGGCACUUUCCUCGUCAGCCAGGUAGUCUGCAACGCCAUGAUAGACCGGGACGUAGCCAGGAAAGGGUCUGUGGUGAACAUAGCAAGUCUGGCAGGAAAGAAUGGCCUGGCUAUGAAGUCAGGGUAUGCGGCCACCAAAGGAGCUGUCAUGGCCCUCACAAAGUCGUGUGCCAAGGAACUCGCGAAGACAGGUAUCAGGGUGAAUUGCGUGCUGCCCGGGGCCAUUAGAACACCUAUGCUCGCUCUUAGUCCUGAGGAACAUGUCAUGGAGGGACUGAAGGCAAACCCCUUGGGGCGUGCUGGGGAGCCGGAGGAGGUGGCUGAGCUCGUAGCAUUUCUUCUCUCGGGAAAAAGCAGUUACAUGUCAGGCGCUGAUGUCGAAGUAACGGGAGGCCACGGUUUUUAAGAUUCCACUUUCUACUAAUUUCUCUCAUAUUUAUAUAUAUAUUUUUUUGUCUGCUUCCAUAUCUACAUAUUUUCUGUUUUUUCAUUACUGAAGGUGAAGGUUUUCAGAAUUAGAAGAAAAUAAAUAAGUCAAAAUA